AGGAAAUGGAAGAAGGCUUCGUCAGAUGUGAAGCCAGAUGGCGAUGACGCUCUUCUUGAAGAUGCAGUAGUACAGAAUGGAGGUUCUGAGGCACGAUCCGCUCAAAUAUCUCCUAAUUCUGCUCUCACAUGUGAAAUGUGCCAGAAUUACGAAGUUAAUCUAACCAUGAUUCAGGAAAGACGAAAGAGAAGCGCGGGAGGAAGACUCUCGGGCAUGCUAAGUCCUAGCCGAAUCGGUAUGAAGUUGAACUGGAGCAACGCGAAAGGGAAGUACAGGUUGAGAUGUGCGCGUCUUCCGCUAAAUGUAAAAAUUGCAAGAGAACGGGUAAACGAACUUGUUGAAAAACACAAGGCAGGAAUAGAAAAGUGUUCGGAGCAGAUACAAGAUGUCACUCACGUUUGUUCUGGAUUCGAAUCUGACAUGAAGCAAAUCGCAUCCAAAUACCAGGAACUGCUCGGUACAAACAGGACCACAGCUGCAGAGAUGAGGGCAGAACCAAUAGAUCUCCCGCAGAGCGCAGACCAAUUGCAGUUCCUUUGUUUGCAGAUGAGGGAGGAAUUAAUAGAAUUGAAGUCCGCACGGCAACAUGAGCAAAACGACAUGCGAGACGAAAUAGCUUUAUUGAAAGAACAACUCGAUGAAGAGCGGAAUGCCAAAGCUGCUUUGGAACGAGACCUCCUCGCCCAAGUGAAUCAUCUCCAGACACAAUUAGGGAUUGCAGCUAGUAAACUUUCUUCUGCUGAUGCUGUAGUUCUGUCUAAUGAAUCUCAUUCACGACAAAUCAGGGAUCUUCAGAAUACUGUGGCUGAACUAGAGGCACAAGUGAAGCAGGUCCAAAGUGAGCGUGCUGCCGUAGAGCUGACAGCCCAGAACUAUAAAGCUCGUUGUUCCUCCUUACAAAGUGAACUAGAUACCUCUGAAGCCGUCCAGAAGGACUUUGUACAGUUAUCACAAAGUUUGCAAAUUCAACUUGAGAAGAUUAGACAGUCAGAACAAGAAGUUCGGUGGCAAUGGGAAGAAGAUGUGGAAAAUUGUUCAGGUUGUGGUACAUCCGUGCUGAAAGUCAAGCCUCGACCUAGGUGUCUGCACUGUUGUAAAAUCUUCUGUUCAACCUGUGUUCAACAUACGGUUCCAAGCGGGCCAAAUCGAAGGCCCGCAAAUGUAUGCCAAGUUUGUCAUACGCUGCUUAAUAGAGAUUCAAAGCCGUUCUUUGCCGUGGAUCCGACGAAUUGA
Cooperia oncophora is the source of this 1233-nucleotide messenger RNA. Lineage: Eukaryota; Metazoa; Nematoda; Chromadorea; Rhabditida; Trichostrongylidae. The record is from the annotation of a GenBank genome assembly.